UAUAGAAAUUAUUGGUGGUCAGACACCUUUGUGUGUGGUCUGGCCUUCAGCAGGAGUGACUGCCAUUCAUGUGAAAGAGACAGUUGGAGGAAGCACCCAGUUCAUUUGGAGAGUUCAAACUCUCCCUAGAGUCGUCCUCUGACGAGCCAAUGUUUUCACAUCUUUCCUUGGAUGGUGUCCUGCUGCUGCUGCUGCUGCUACUUCCAAGGUCUUCAGAAGGGGAAUACGUAGUCCAGGUGGGUCAGGAUGCCUCUCUGCCCUGCAGAUACGUUCCCUCCACUUCAGGGAAUCUUGUGCCUGUGUGCUGGGGCAGGGGAUCCUGUCCUGUGUUUGGAUGUGAUGCUUUGGUCCUCCGCACUGAAGAAACGAAUGUGAAAGAUCAGAAAUCCAGCAGAUACCAGCUAAAGGGGGAUUUCUACAAAGGAGAUGUGUCCCUGACCAUAGCGAAUGUGACUCUAGCUGACAGUGGGAUCUACUGCUGUCGGAUACAGUUUGCAGGACUCAUGAAUGAUUACAAAUUAAAUGUGGAGUUGACCAUCAAACCAGCCAAGGUCACCCCAGCUCCAGCUGCACAGAGUGAUGUUACUACAGUCCUUCCAAGGAUGCUUACCACAGAGGGACAUGAUUCAGCAGAGACACAGACGUUGGGGACCUUCCAUGAUAAAAAUCAAACACAAUUAUCCACACUGGCUAAUGAAUUCCAAGGCUUUGAAGCAACCACCAGAAGAGGUGUCUACAUUGGAGUAGGAAUCUCUGCUGGAUUGGCUCUUAUGCUUAUCUUUGGUUCUUUAAUUCUCACAUGGUAUUCUCAUAGGAAAAAGAAGUUACAGAAUUCAAGUCUCAUCACACUGGCCAACCCCCCUCCCUCAGGGUUAGCCAACAUAGCAGCAGAGAGGAUGUGCUCGGAGGAGAAUAUCUACAUCAUUGAGGAGAACGUAUAUGAGAUGGAGGAUCCAAAUGAGGACUACUGCUAUGUCAGCAGCGUACAGCAAUCCUGACCACCUCUGGGUUGCCACCUUUUUAUGCCUUCAUUUUCGACCUUGGUAUUAUUGUCUUUCUCAAAACUGUAAGAAACGUCAGCUGACCAGUUUUACAGGUGAUGUCCACGGGCACAAAGAAGAGUAUUGCUGUUUUCUGGAGAUAAGUAGCUCAUGUGGGGGGUUCAGCCGUGACCUUCACUAAACUUAGGUACAUCAUUGCCUUUGUAUUCCAGCAAACAGGACUACCCAAUCCAGAGACUGCCAAUCAUGCGCAUUAGACUUCAAAUGUUCUUUUAUACAUAUUAGAAAUUCUUGAUAUGAGAUCUCUGGAGCUCCAAGAAAUUCAGGCUCAUGAUGUGACCAGAAGUUCCUAAAAAUGUAGAGAAUACUGUGUGCAGAGACACAUGCUUUUCUUCUUUGGUACAGAAAGUCAAAAGGGGCACUGAUUUUCAUGGAGAUCUGUAAUCCUUAAAAGGUUAGGAUAAACUGGAUGUGGUGACUCAUGCCUAUAAUCCCAAUAACUCCCGAGACCCAGGCAAGGGGACUUCAAGUAGGAGACUAGCUUUAGGGACCCUAAGCGACUUAACGAGACACUGUCUCCAAAUGAAAAAUAAAAAGAGCUGGGGUUGUGGCUCAGUGGUUAAGCGCCCCUGGGUUGAAUUCCUGGGACCAAAAUAAAUAAGUAAAGAAAGAAAGAAAAUAAAGACAAAGAAAAAAGGGUUAUGAUAAGAAAGGAAUGGUCUUGAGGGUUUGAAAAGGAAUGAUCUUGAAGGUUUGAUGGUUCCCUCUGAAUCUCAGUUUAUGCUUCUUUGAAAGUCACCUGUCCAGCGAUAAGUGCUCACCUCUGCCUCAGUUAAGAAGACGACUCAGCAGGCCUGUGGUGUGGCAGGAACCUGGGGAAAAGAAGCACUGUGUGUGUGUGUGUGUGUGUGUGUGUGUGUGUGUGGCCAAAUCUGCUUGUUGUGCAUUCAAAGGGAAAUAUUUCUGACCAACUUCUCCAUUCAUGGGGAGAGCUAGAGCUGUAUUUUUCACAGAAGAAGAACCAGUGACUGGGACACAAAUUCUGUUUCCUGGAGGAAAGGAGGCAAAGUCUUCCAGCAGUCUGUAUGGUCAGUAUCAGAACCCUUGAUGGAAAGACAGUGGUCCCUAAACUUAAAUUCCAAGAUGGUGCAGACUACCCUUGUCUUAUUUAUUGUUGCCUCCUCAGGGCCUGGCCUGGCUCUGAAACUUACUACAUAACUUCAGAAUGCAGAAAGGGGAGCUUUCUGUGGAGACGUUCCAUUGCAGAGCUCAGACAGAGCAUGAGUCUGUAAGUUCACUUCUUGGAGAAUUCUCAAAUACUCCAAAGCUCCCAUAUCCCCUCUUAUCCUUGCCCAAAUGAACUUUGUUUCUCAAUAUCAUCUUUCUGUCCAGGAUCUCAUUACUCUUCAUCUGUUGUUCUCUUUCUGCGGACCCCUCCUUAGCAUAUCUAGAAUGUGGCCCAUGUCUGACAUCCCUGACUCUGGAGGCUGAGGCAAGAGGAUCACAAGUUCAAAGCCAGCCUGGGCAACUUAGUGAGAUCCUGUGCUAAAAAAUAAAAAAGGACUGGGGGUGUAGCUCAGUGAUAGAGCAUCCCUGGGUUCAAUUUCCAGUACUGGGAGUGUGGAUGAAGUGAAGCAACAAUAUGGACCUGUUACUGACAGAAAAUCCCUCUCCCACAGCUAGCUGAUGAGGAAAGUGCUACUGUAUAUACUGUGUAUAUAGAGGAUGCUGGUCAUGGGCCACGCAGCAGCCUGUUUGUCUCUACGAGUCUUUCUGGCAGUCUGAUUGUGUGAAUUAUAUGGUAUUUGAACUAUAUAGCUUUCUAAAGCAGAUAGGUAAGAGAGAUCAUUUUGUACAAUUAAUUAUAGGCAGCAGUUCUCUUACAGGCUGACAAAUUAAACACAAGUGUUUUAAAAUCAUGAACUUUUAGUGGGAAAGAAUAUCACAACACAUUUGAACCGGAUCGAUGGUUUCUCCCCAAUGAUAUUCUUAUUCUACAAAAAUCUUUAAACAAGGGCAUAUGUACAAAUAUGAUUACUGCAAGGGUAUUCAUAAGAGCUUUUUUACAUCAAUAGAAAAAAUACUUGAUUGCACAGUGUAGUUAAAAAGAACUAGGAAGUUUCAUUGAGUUUUUUGUUGAUUCAACAAAUACUUAGUAAGUGGUUACUAUGUGCUAGGUGCUGUGUUUGGUGCUGGGACCAUGGACAGGGACCAAAUAGGCAUAUUCCUGGCCACAUGGAUGUCAUUUACUCUGACAGGAAGGAGGAUUAGUGUCCAUUCAUUCAGUGAAUGUUUAUUAGCGCCACUUUUGGGCAGGCACAGUUCUGACCUCCAGAACAGCAGUGACUGAAGGGGCCAAAACUCCUGCUCUCCUGGCGCUUAUGCUUCUUGUCAGAGGACAAUGCUCUACGGUUAAGCAAAAGGAAAAGAGUUCUAGAGUAAGUGUACUUAAUUGGUUGUUUUUUAUUUGUUUGUUUGGGCCUUAAAAUUAUGAUAGACUGAGUGUAGUGGCACCUGCCUGUGAUUCCAGGGACCUGAGUCAGGGGAAUUAUGAAUUCAAGAUUGCCACUUUAGCAAGACCCUGUCUCAAAAUUUUAAAAAGGGCCAAGAAUGUAAACCAGUGGUAGAGCACUUGCCUAGCACAUGUAAGGGCCUGUGUUCCAUCCCUAUUAUGGCAAAAAAAAAAAAAGAAUAUACCAAGUAUAUCAAAAUUAAUAUGAUUAUAUCAUUGGGACAAAUGGUUGGGAAAGACUGACUUUUUCCUUUUUUUCUUUUCUGUUGUAGUUCAUUUUCUCCAUUUUCUUUGGUAAUAAAAAAUUAAAUUUAAAGAUCGGAGCAGUGUUUUCCUGUCUGCUCUCCUUUUCAUAGGAAAAAAUUAAGACCCGGAUGGGUUAAGAUCAAGGUUGGCAGUAGAAUGUGACAGUAAGCCAGGU
Molecule: messenger RNA, 3934 nt
Organism: Sciurus carolinensis (gray squirrel)
Lineage: Eukaryota; Metazoa; Chordata; Mammalia; Rodentia; Sciuridae
Gene: Havcr2
Product: hepatitis A virus cellular receptor 2
Exons: 7
Coding region: 150-998 (282 amino acids)
Source: RefSeq, a predicted model, not a curated record